AUGGCCGUAGAGAGAAUGGCUGGUCGAUCAGCGCCCUAUGGGCAAGCGUGUUUAAGCUGCUUCAAAACAAAAUGCAAGUGUAUUCCUCGUUCCGAUGGCAAUGGAUGUGAAAGGUGUCACCGUCUCAAGCGCCCAUGCCACCCCGCUGAUGCGCUACGUCGUCGCAGCGAUAAAAAGCAAAACUCAUCGGACGCCCGUAUCGCCAAACUCGAGGGCACAAUCGGCCAGCUAGUUUCUAUGCUCCAGACGGACAGUGUCCAGGGCGACAGAGUGGAUGUAUGGUCGCAGCAGCAGCAGCAGCAAUCACCGCCGCAACAACACCAACAGCAACAACAGCCACCCCCUCCCAUCGUUCCAUACCCAGACAUGGUCGCAGAACGGACCGAACGGACCGAAGGGAGCAAUGUGGGAGACUCACGCUCUGCUUUUGACGACAAUACCGAUACCGACGCUGUCGGUGGCUCUGCUUCUUGGUGGGGGAUGGACAAUGCGAACGGGCCUGGCGCCAGCGACAUCCAUGUUCACACCCCUCCGUCCUCGACCGUGUCGGGUGUGUUUAUGUCGCCCGCUGUAUCUCCAUCCUCUGUACCUCCAUCCUCUGGAUCGAUGUCUCUUGACAUCUUCUGCUCGCGUAUGCUACAUCACUUCCCGUUUGUUCAUUUGCCUGCCUGCUCCACAGCCGAGAAAUUGAGGCUAGACCGGCCGUUCCUGUUUCGCGCCAUUACUUGCGUGACAUCGGUAUCGGUUAAGGAUAAGAUGGCAAGCUCCCUCGAGCUGAAACGUGUGCUCUACGAGACGGCGUUUCUUCAACGGUUCCCGCAGCAGAACCAGGAACAACCACAGCAGCAAACAGUCGAUCUGCUGCUAGGCCUCCUCGUCUACAUUGCGUGGGGCUGGGAGCACCUGCACAGUCGUAACAGUAUGUCUCGACUUAUGGCGAUGGCCAUAUCGUUGGCCGGGGAAUUGCGUUUCCUGGAUGAAGCCGUACCAGGAAUAUCGCGCACAAUAAAUCACCUCGAACCAAAAGGCGGUUUUGACAAUGUCUAUCGCAACACAUCAGCAACGAGGGCAAUAAAAACACCGACAACGGAGGGUGCUGGGAUGACUAAUACCCAGCUCUACCUCGAGCGCCAGCGAGCCAUUCUAGGCUGCUUUGUGCUUGGGUCGGCCGUCUCAGCCUACUUCUCCCAUGUUGAUGCGCCGCGAUGGAUACCCCACAUGGACGAGGGCCUUGCUGCCAUUACCGUCAGCGGCCAUAGUGUUAGCGCAGAAUGUCCGUCUGAAUGUCCGUCUGAUGCUGCCUUGGCUAUUCAGGUCCGCCUACAGCUGCUCGCCACGAAAGCCGCCCAGGUUCGGGAGCGAGCCCAACUCCCCGACCAUCCCCCACAGGAUACUCUUCCACCUCCAACUCUCUCGUACAUCAAGGAGCUGAUGGGGCAGCUACAAGAGCUGAGGGCGGUUGUCCCUCCGGCAUUCCAACAUAACUUUGUGUUACUAGCCCAGACAUACUACACAGAGAUGUGCAUUAUCGAUGCCAUCCACAUCCAGGACUCUACUCGCCCGCCGCCGCCAAUAUGUGGACCUACUCGCACCUCCUGCUUUUGGCAGUCAGCACUGGCGAUCAAGUCGUGCACAUCAACAUUUUUGACCCUCUCGCCGUCUGGACUCCUUGGUAUUUCUUUCAUCCAGUGGGCCCAGCUGGUACGGUCUCUGGCCAAGCUGCACCAACUUAGCACGCUCCGGGAGCCUGGCUGGGAUCCAGACACUGUGCGAAAGCUCGUCGACCUACCCGCCCUGCUAUCAUGCACAGCAGACAAGCUGGGGCUUGCUGCUGCUGCUGAAUCUAGUCGGCAGCCAGCGUUAGCCGAGGGUGUAUUCAUGCAAUUAGCCCGCGGCCUACGCAUGUUCCAGUCGUCAUAUCACGGUAGAGGACUCCUGAACCAACAAGAAGAGGCAUAUAGAGCAAAAGAAGCAGCAGACAGAGCACCGAUCAGAGCGAAUAAUAUGGAUAGGGGUACAGUUGCGACUACUCAAGUAGAUGCAGAUGCCCUGGCACGUAGCCAACAGGCAGGAUACUUGAUGAGUCCCACGUUAUGGCUAGAGGAGUUUUUUGUUGACUAUGAAGAUCAGACGAUAUCUACUAUAUAG
Penicillium robsamsonii is the source of this 2148-nucleotide messenger RNA. RefSeq lists its product as uncharacterized. The transcript has 3 exons. Lineage: Eukaryota; Fungi; Ascomycota; Eurotiomycetes; Eurotiales; Aspergillaceae. Gene Ontology annotation, cellular component: nucleus. The coding region runs from base 1 to 2148 and encodes 715 amino acids. Gene Ontology annotation, biological process: regulation of DNA-templated transcription. The record is from RefSeq and is a predicted model, not a curated record. Gene Ontology annotation, molecular function: zinc ion binding; DNA-binding transcription factor activity, RNA polymerase II-specific; transcription cis-regulatory region binding.